GUAUGCAGACUGUUUCUUUCCAGAGUCAAAACAAGCUGUAAAUAAGAAUAACUUGUCAGACUUAUCGAACUGUCUGGUCUUGUAGAGCAAAAAUCCUGCGAGGAUCGGAGCCUGUACUGUAAUGACAGGAAAGAUUAGGCUGUUUUCGAAUAAAUCCAUGGGAUGUGGAAACACACGAACAGCGGCUGCGGCUGCUCACAUAGUACCACAGGUUUCUUCCAUUGAGGAGACGAAAGACGAACCCAGCCCUUCACCUACUGGACAACACCGGUCUAGUGUGGCCCGUGACGUCUGGGGGGAUAGUCCUUCCCAAAGGAAUAAUAAAUCAGUUAAUGAUGGCUGGAGCGAUGAUCGUGGUAAGAACAGUAGCAUCGAAGUGGCAAAGUUGGCGCUGACUCAAGAAAAACUUAGUUGUAAAAAUUUACCAGCUUCUUACAAACAGAGUAUAUGGGCAGGAAUGACAGAAGUUCAGCUUGUUGCUCCUUCGAAUGAUUAA
This is a messenger RNA of Limulus polyphemus (Atlantic horseshoe crab), 496 nucleotides long. RefSeq lists its product as uncharacterized. Lineage: Eukaryota; Metazoa; Arthropoda; Merostomata; Xiphosura; Limulidae. The record is from RefSeq and is a predicted model, not a curated record. The transcript is spliced from 3 exons. The coding region runs from base 122 to 496 and encodes 124 amino acids.